UUCGUUCUACAACCGAUUUUCCAUUCGCUUUUCUCUCUUCCCAAACAGCUUUCUAAUAAGAGCGAGAGAGAGAGAGAGAGGCGGAGAGAGAGAGGCCUUAUCUGACUUUGAGGGUUAGCAGUUUGACUCAACGCCUGCCUAAUUCCAAAUAAUAAUCAUCUGCUCAGGUCUAAGCAUUCUGGUUGCAAGGCCCUCUUAGUCAAUAGCCAAGGUUCAUGUCUGAGCUCGACGUCCAAAUUCCUACUGCCUUUGAUCCGUUUGCUGAGGCAAAUGCUGAGGAUUCAGGUGCUGGAACAAAAGAGUAUGUGCACAUUCGGAUACAGCAACGAAAUGGUAGGAAAAGCCUGACAACCGUGCAGGGACUGAAAAAGGAAUUUAGCUACAACAAAAUACUCAAAGACCUUAAGAAGGAAUUUUGCUGCAAUGGUACAGUUGUCCAGGACCCAGAGCAAGGGCAGGUCAUUCAACUUCAAGGUGAUCAAAGAAAGAAUGUAUCUAGUUUCCUAGUCCAGGCUGGCAUUGUGAAGAAGGACAAUAUCAAAAUUCAUGGUUUCUGAGCUGCAGCAUUUAAAUCUCUGCACAAUACCGUCUACCGGUUGAGAUCUAGUUAUCUGAAUGUUAUAUCACCUAAGUUUGCUAUGUGCACUGUAUUUUAGGAGUGUUAUAAUUUUCAAGAAAUUGUGUGAUGUGUCGUCACUAUGGAAUGUUUGACAAAAUCUGUCUUUAAUUGUUCUUAUGUUGGUAUUGAAUUUGAAAAUAUAUUAAAGUUCGUUUCUCCAUUUGAUGACUUGAAUUCCA
Prunus avium (sweet cherry) is the source of this 798-nucleotide messenger RNA. Its product is annotated as protein translation factor SUI1 homolog 2-like. Gene Ontology annotation, molecular function: translation initiation factor activity. The record is from RefSeq and is a predicted model, not a curated record. Gene Ontology annotation, biological process: translational initiation. Lineage: Eukaryota; Viridiplantae; Streptophyta; Magnoliopsida; Rosales; Rosaceae.